This is a messenger RNA of Ipomoea triloba (trilobed morning glory), 1699 nucleotides long. Its product is annotated as phenolic glucoside malonyltransferase 1-like. The coding region runs from base 32 to 1435 and encodes 467 amino acids. The transcript has a single exon. The record is from RefSeq and is a predicted model, not a curated record. Lineage: Eukaryota; Viridiplantae; Streptophyta; Magnoliopsida; Solanales; Convolvulaceae.
UAUCAUAUAACCAUCAAUUAACCAUAUAUAUAUGGCUCAAUCAUCUCCACCCAGUUACGCCGCCGUGCUUGAGCAAUGCUCAGUAGCGCCGCCUCCCGGAAAAGUCGCCGCCUUUUCUCUUCCUCUCACAUUUUUAGACCUACAAUGGCUCCAUUCCUCCCCUGCCCAUCGCCUUAUCUUCUACCAACACCCCAUCUCCACAACACACUUCAAAGAUACUAUCAUUCCCCAUCUCAAAACUUCCUUCUCCAUUGCCCUCCAAUAUUACCCUCUCCUAGCAGCCAAAUUGGCCGUUCCUUCCGACAAUUCCACCCCGCCUGAAUUUGUAUACGGUGACGGUGACGGCGUUUCUCUUGUCUUCGCCGUGUCGGACGAUAACGGCCGUUUUGAUCGUUUAUCGUCGAACCAUGCAAGAAACUGUAACGAAUUUUAUCCCCUUAUUCCCACGUUACCGUCAGUUACACGUGGUAUGUUUGCCGUCAAAGUGACGCUAUUCCCAAACGCCGGAAUUUGCGUCGGAAUCGCCAGCUACCAUGUAGCCGCAGACGAUAGUAGUAAUUUUGGGUUCAUGAAGGCGUGGACUGCGCUUUCUAUACUCGCGCACAAAUCGUCACCCCUUUCACUUUCCGAUGAAUAUCUGCCGUUUCUGGAUAGAACCGCCAUUGAAGACUACCCUAAAGGACUCAAAACUGUGGCGUGGAACCAAAUGAAGCAUAUCAAGAUUAUUAACGAUGACGGUGACGGUGACUGUGUUCCCUUCGCUGACGUCACCGGCAAGGCACGUGCCACGUUUAUCGUUACGCGAAACGACGUUGAGAAACUGAAAACUCACGUGAUCUCGAGCGGGACCAAAAAAACAUCCUCGUUCGUGGUGACGUGUGCGUACGUGUGGAUCUGUUUGCUGAGGUCACAAUGCUUGGGCCCUAGCGUCAACCGUGACGGAGAUGAUGACGACGACGACGACACCGUGUACUUCGUUUGCGCGGCUGAUUGUCGGGCGCGUUUGGACACGCCAUUGCCGGCGAAGUACUUCGGGAACUGCGUCGUGCCGUGCAUAGCACGCGCGAAGGCCGGGCGGCUUAUUGCGGCGGAGGAAGGCCUUGCGGUGGCGGCGGAGGCGAUCGGGGACGCCAUUAAGUGGCAGUUGCAGGGCGAGGAGGGGGUCCUUAGAGGAGCCGAAAACUGGAUGAGUUUCUUCGCUACAGUGAAUCAUGAACGGAUCCUGAGUGUUUCUGGUUCUCCCAGGUUUGACUAUUAUGAAAUGGAUUUUGGGUGGGGAAAGCCUAAGAAGACGGAGAUUACUUCCAUAGAUAAUUCAGGAGGAUUCCAGGUUGGGUGCGCUAAGGAAUCCUUGGAUAUUGAGGUUGGUGUGUCUGUACCUGCGACCAAAAUGCAUCUUCUCAAGACGCUUUUCGAUGAGGGCCUUCAAGCUUGAUCGAGUUGGCUUGAAUGUUUUAAUAAACUCAUUUAAAAUCCCAGUCUUUAUUUUACUCCAUGCAUGUUCUUGUUUCUUGGCUGAUAUAAUAGCCAUUAUAUUCCUGAUCGAAGUUGUUUGGUAUGCACUAGAAUAACUCAAUAAUACAUUAUCAUAUACUGUAUUUUAUCCAGUCAAUUGAUUGUGUUUCAUAUUUUAUAGUAAAUAUGGAGUAUAUGUUUAUAGCUUUGCUCCAUUUCCCACUUAAUUUUCCAAUGUGAUUGU